AUUAUUUAUCCACAUAAACAUUGAUACAAGAGCCGGCCGGAUAUCCAAUUGACCAUUACUUACUCAGUCUUACUGAAAACUACAAUUUGCUGAAAUGAACUCCACACAAAGCCCAGUUUAUCACACCUCCGUUGAGCAAAAAAGGCAUGCUCAGGAUGUUGCCAGAAGACAACGAAUGGGCAAGCAAAUGCCAAAACUCCGUGAAGUGCUGCGAGAGAAGUACCGCAAGCGCAUUAUAGAAACCCGCAACAAAAGCUCGGACGCCAAUCGCGAAAUACAACUGUCGGAACUCAGAGACAUUCUUCGCCUGGAGCUCAGUGAAUUGGAACAGGAUGUAGAGCUGGAGCAACUUAUCCUAGACGAACUACUCUCUGACGUAAAUGAGUGGUAUGCCCUGGAUGAAAAGAACCUGGAAACCCUAUAUGUAGAACCAAAUGAGAAGAUAAAGGAUGUUUUGUGCCCAGUUUGUCAGAUAAAGAGUCUCCGAUACAACAAAGGUGGUUUCGUUUGCGAGUGUGGCAUCCAGUUUGAGCACUCUGCAAAUAUGGAACAGCUGCAGAUACUUCUACUACAACAAAUUUCCAGUCAUGAGCUCCAAUGCACUCAGGCCCUGCUUUUUAUCGAACCAUCGUCGGGGCACCUAUAUAACAUGUGCGGUAGCUGCGACUACUUCUCCUCCGUCUAGUUUAUCUUUGGACAUAGUUUUAGUCACUGGUUGCCUCUAGUAUACGAUCGUUUAUGUUUAUUGAUUUUGUUAGUUAAUUAAGAGCACAUAGUCAUUUUUGUUAUUCUGAUAGAAAUUCAAAAUUUGUACAGCCUUAGUGUCUAAUAUAUAUUCUUUUUCAAUUAAAUCUCAAGCUACAAUAUUGAGAAAGGAUUAAGGCUGUUAGAACAGUGAUAUAUUUUUAUUUUUUAAUAGGAAUUUAAUAAUAAGCUAAAAUUAUCAAAAUUAUUUUAUUGAGACAUUCUUAAUUUUCGUUGUUCAUAUAGACUAGCUUUUUAGCAGUUUAUUCUAAUUCAUUUUCUGGUUAUUACAGUCCGUUCAAAUUCAAAAAUGUUUAAGUUUUUUUUUCAUUUAAAGGGAAUUAAUAUUAAUAAUCUUAAAUUCUA
Messenger RNA from Drosophila eugracilis, 1110 nucleotides. It is a transcript of the gene Ripalpha, whose product is annotated as RIP-like protein. Gene Ontology annotation, cellular component: nucleus. Gene Ontology annotation, biological process: protein import into nucleus. NCBI's taxonomy places the organism in Eukaryota, Metazoa, Arthropoda, Insecta, Diptera, Drosophilidae. The record is from RefSeq and is a predicted model, not a curated record.